Molecule: messenger RNA, 1555 nt
Organism: Perca flavescens (yellow perch)
Lineage: Eukaryota; Metazoa; Chordata; Actinopteri; Perciformes; Percidae
Gene: mix23
Product: mitochondrial matrix import factor 23
Exons: 5
Coding region: 60-494 (144 amino acids)
Cellular component (GO): mitochondrial intermembrane space; mitochondrion
Source: RefSeq, a predicted model, not a curated record
UCAGGCACUGUCUUGAACAGCCACUAGCGUUGUGUCUAGAGAGGACCCUGCAGUCCACCAUGGCGGCGCCCGGUGGAACUUUAAACUGUGAGGACUUUUCAAUGUUUCAGGAGGUGCUAAAGUUGAUGCGCACCAUAGAUGACCGCAUCGUCCAUUCUCUGAACACCACCGUGCCCACAGUAUCCUUCUCAGGCAAAGUGGAUGCCACACAAACAUGCAAACAACUAUAUGAAUCUAUGAUGGAGGCCCAUCUGACCCGAGACAAAGCUAUCAAGUCCUGUAUAGCCCAAACAUCUGAGGUGGUGGGACAACUGCGUGAAGAGAGAGCAAAAGACAGCGAAAACCUGGCGCUCCUCAAACAGCUCAGAAAAGAGCAAACCAAAUUAAAGCUUAUGCAAUCAGAGCUGAAUGUUGAAGAGGUCGUCAAUGAUAGAAGUCUGAAGAUUUUCAGUGAAAGGUGCAGAAUCCACUACAUACCCCCGAAGGUGAAGUGAAGACAAAGGUCCGAUGAGAGGAGCUGCUUCACUCGAGAGGUUUGAAUCCAGACCGGAGCUGAGACUGUGACCUGCUGCUGAGUCUUGACUGCAGGCUGCAGACCAUCCAGACCACUCUGACCUCUUCUCCAACACACUUGUAUUCCAUUGUGAUUAUUGUAUUGCAUUACCACAGCUGUAAAAUCCGUGAGCUUAUUUAAUGAGAAACGUACAAAAAACUUUUUUUUUUUUUUUUUUAAAGGAAAUGAAAUGUUUUCAAGUGUGUUGUCUGUGAUUUAAAUCAUUUGAGUCUUUUGAUGAACUUUGUGUUUUCUACAUUUGAUACAGUGAUACAGUUUUGACUUCUCAGUCUUAAAUUCUUGUACGGAUUUUAAUAUUUCAACAAAUGUCAAGUGGAUUGGCUUAAAAUGUUGUACGGACCUUCAUGGUUCCCAGAUAAUGAAUCCUAAUGACACAAUGUGAGCAUGUUAGCAUUGAGCUCAAAGCCCCACUGCGCCUCAGUACAGCCUCACGGAGCUACUAGCAGGCUGUAGACUCUUAAAGGUGCAGCAGGUAAAACUUAUAAAACUAACUUUCUUUCAUAUUGAAACUGACCCUAUGUUCGAGUAGAACUACAUGAAGCAGGUAAUACAAAAAAAAACUCUGGCACCACCUACAGCCUGUAGUGUGAUUUGCAAAAAUGCACCGUUCCCUGUUCAGAGGCACCAAUCAGGGCCAGAGAGGGUGUCUAACUGCGUGUCACUAGGCUCGUUUGAGAUGAGCCAGAUCUGCGCAGAAUCGAUUACUGGCAAUCGCCCAAAUGCAUGCCGGUUAGAUUUGCGUCCGACUUGCUCUGACGUCAUGCACACAUGGACAACGAUAACCUCACGAGAUCAAGGCGGCCGCAGUUCUGAGACGCAGGUAGCGCAGUUACUUUUCACCGACUGCAAGAGCCAGGCGGACCCAGGGCAUGCUGGGAAACGCCGGCCUCUCAGCUGAUCUAACAGCUGAUUGGUUCAGUAUGAACUCAACAUGAUUACGUUUUAUAUAUUAUCUUUUUAUUGAUUUUGAAUUGGAGUGAU